Messenger RNA from Micropterus salmoides (largemouth bass), 1600 nucleotides. RefSeq names its product dnaJ homolog subfamily C member 28-like. The transcript is spliced from 2 exons. The record is from RefSeq and is a predicted model, not a curated record. Lineage: Eukaryota; Metazoa; Chordata; Actinopteri; Centrarchiformes; Centrarchidae. Bases 88 to 1248 code for a protein of 386 amino acids.
GGCAGUAAUACAACACCAAUGAUGUAAGCUGCUGUUGAACCUGAAAGAAGAAGAAGAGGAAGACAAACAGACAGGAGUGUGCCAGAAAUGAGUUGCAAUUUCCACCUCCUGGUUUCCCGCAGUGACAUCUACCAUGGCCGUUUUCUGCUUGUCUUGUCUCGACAGUCCGUGUUGCUCAGAGCUCUCAGCACUGGGCCCCAGAUCAGCCGCAGCCUGCAGGAGAGCUACAGGCUUCUGCAACUGCCUGACCAGGGACAUAGCAGUCCUGGGCAGGUGAAAGAGGCCUACUUGCGCCUAGCCAAGCUUUACCACCCGGACUCUGGGGCUCCGACUGCAGACGCAGUGCUGUUUGCUCGGGUGGAGGAGGCCUACCGUGCUGUGCUGGCGCAUCAGAGCAAGACCAAGCAACCUGAUGGAGGAAAGGAAGCAGAAGAGGAGGAGUCCAGAGGUACAGCACUUCCACACAGACACUACCUCAGCUACGAGGGUGUGGGUUCAGGCACACCCAGCCAGCGUGAACGUCAGUACAGGCAGAUUCGUAUCGACCGGGCAUCUGAGCAGGUUUUGAAUUACCGACAGAGGGAGCAUGAGAGGGCAGCUGCUGCCGAGGGGGCGCUGGUGGAAAGGGACAUGCGUCAGCGCAGCCGAAAGGUCCAGAUCACCCAGGCUGUGGAACGGCUUGUGGAAGACCUGAUCCAAGAGUCCAUGGCCCGAGGAGACUUCAGGAACCUGAGUGGAGCUGGAAAGCCCCUCAACAAGUUUGAGCACAAUCCUUAUGCUGAUCCAAUGACCCACAACCUCAACCGCAUUCUCAUAGAUAAUGGCUACCAGCCACCCUGGGUUGUCACACAACGCGACAUCCGAGAGACCACUGCUCAGAUUCGAAAUAGGUUAUUGGAUGGUAGGGUCAGGCUCGGUGACCCCAUGACCUCCAAAGAGCACAGGCAAUGGGAGCAGCUGUGUGCAUCUGUAGAGGAGGAGUUAGUGAAACUUAACAAGAUGGUGGACAAUUACAACCUCAUAGUACCGAUGCUCAACAUGCAAAUGGUUCACUUUAGUUUGUCACGAGAGAUUGACCGUGCUGUGAAAGGAGCCUGCCAGCACCGACUGGACCAGCAGAGAGAGAGAGACAAUGAGAGAGAGAGGAGGAAGGAGGAGAAGAAACAAGCCAUUGCAGUAACCACACCUAAAAAUACCAAACAAGACCUGAUGUCUUGGAUGAAGGCUUUGCUCAGAUUAACACACUAACACUCUGACUCUAAGUGAACAGGACAGUGAUUUGAGAUCAGUGGUUUAUUUGUCAACCAAUAAUUACAGUCCAUGGGACUAUUUCACACUUGUUCACCUGCUUAUUUCUGUGUAUGUCAGACACAAUAUUGCCACCAAUUUUACUCUGUGUUACAACCGUAUUGAGCAAUUGUAGUUGCUGUGACUGUAAAGUGUGAGGAACUGCAUGUGUUGAUAACAAAGAUUACAACAUGAACCAUUUUUAUGAUAUGAUGUGAAGUUGUUUCUGUGAAAUUACUGAUCUGAACAUACAAACCUACUUAACACUAACUGUUGGUUGCUAUGUGACAUUAAAAGUUAUGGUAAUUAUAAA